Molecule: messenger RNA, 997 nt
Organism: Athalia rosae (coleseed sawfly)
Lineage: Eukaryota; Metazoa; Arthropoda; Insecta; Hymenoptera; Athaliidae
Product: probable palmitoyltransferase ZDHHC24
Exons: 1
Coding region: 30-896 (288 amino acids)
Molecular function (GO): palmitoyltransferase activity
Source: RefSeq, a predicted model, not a curated record
GAAGGAAAAAUAACAAACUUUGACAAACGAUGUGGUCAAUACGUAAGAUGCGAAGAUGCAUCGUACCUUUCAGAACAGGAGAUAAAAUAGUGGCAAGUUUUAUGUUGAGCAUGAUACCGGUUUACUACUAUUUCAUAUUCUUUUUGGUUUUACCUGACAUCUAUUUACUUGGGUCAACUUCAUACUGGUUGAAUUUGGUUGCCGGUCACUUUAUCGCCUUCAAUAUUAUCGGAAACUACAUAUGCAUGAUAAUCUGCGAUACGAGCACAAGAGCGUAUCUUGGGGAUCAGGAUCAGACUGAAAAGGUAGAAAUUUUAAUGGAAGAUUCAUCGCAAUCAUGCAAACUUUGCGGCGCAGAUUAUAACCAACCUUCCCACAGUUGGCACUGUGUAUCCUGCAAUACUUGCAUAUUGAAACGUGAUCAUCAUUGCAUGUUCAUUGGUUACUGCAUUGGAGAAUACAACCGUCGUUUCUUUGUGAUAUUUUUAUUAUACAUGUUCUUAGGAACGACAUAUUAUUUUUAUUGCACAACAAUAUUCAUGAAGAGACGAAUGGAAUUGUUCAUACCUGAGCUUGUGGCCCAGCUAUUCUGCCCCCCAUUGAUUCUCUUCCUCCACCCUGACUCUGCAGUUAAUACAGUCUACCUAGUUUUGUACAUCGUAAUGAUCGUUGGUUCGAUAAUGGUCUCAUUACUCAGCAUUUUCAACAUAUAUUUGAUCACCAGAGGUCUUAUUGGCAUCGAAGCAAAAAUCGGAAGACGUGAUAGACUACAAGGAAAUUCUUCAAUCGAUAAUGUUAAAGAAGUAUUGGGACAGCGGUGGUAUCUUACUUGGAUAUGUCCAUUGAUAACAUCCGAUCUUCCGCCUCAGAAAACUUCAUCGACAAGGCUGUCAUAGUUAUAGUUCAGUUUCAUAUAUUUUUUGUACUGCUAUUCAGCAGUAAUCCGUCGCCCGAAAUCAAAUAGUGAGCUCCUUUGCAGAAACGAUUACAUAUAAUC